Anopheles gambiae (African malaria mosquito) is the source of this 1124-nucleotide messenger RNA. RefSeq names its product mitochondrial coenzyme A diphosphatase NUDT8. The coding region runs from base 364 to 1026 and encodes 220 amino acids. The transcript has 3 exons. Lineage: Eukaryota; Metazoa; Arthropoda; Insecta; Diptera; Culicidae. Gene Ontology annotation, molecular function: coenzyme A diphosphatase activity. The record is from RefSeq and is a predicted model, not a curated record.
AAAAAAAAUCAACCCUCGCAAUAGUGAUUUCUUGUCUGUGUCCGGUGUGUGCCUGAAUGUCUUGCUAAACUUUAAGCUAGUCUUUUAUAGAAAUUAACAACAUACCCUAGCCCGAAUCGUGCACGUUCAUCGUAAUGCUUCUGCGAAAACCAUUCAUUUGCCUUCCACAUGCUAAAUUAAGGUUUAUGUCACAAACAGUUUCCCAUUCCCGGGUCGAAGGGUACAAAAAAGACGAAAGGGUAAAUUGGUGUUGUCGUUGUUGUACCGUCUGUUUGUAGCAACUGAUAUUGCACAUUUACAUUCGCAUGGGGUUUAUAAGCUGAUAAUCAUACCGUUCCCGCUUACUGCCCUGGUCCCAACACAAUGCUGAAGAAGGUUUCCGAGUUGCUGCAUCCCGCACUGCUGGCAAACGUCAAGCAGCAGCAGCAAGUCGUCGCCCGCUUUCAAGCGCUUCCCAAGCUACGUUUAAGCAAGGAACCGGCCAAGAAGGAAGCGGCAAUCCUGAUUCCGCUCUGUCUGGUCGACGGCAAACUCAGCCUCCUGUACACGCUCCGGUCUAACAAGUUGCGAAACCACCGCGGCCAGGUUUCCUUUCCCGGCGGCAUGAAGGAUGCGCGCGAUGCCAGCUACGAAACCUGUGCGGUGCGUGAGUUUGUGGAGGAAACCGGCCUGCCGAGCGAGUCGGUACGCGUUUGGGGCCGAGGUAAUACCAUCAUUCCAUACUUUGGCCCGUCGAUCACGCCGAUCGUGGGCCACGUCACGGACUUUGCCCCGGGCCAGCUGCGGCUGAGCACGGACGAGGUGGCCAAAGUGUUUACCGUGCCGGUGGAGCUGUUUGCCAGUGCGGCAAACCGACGACACACGCAGUACCGGGCCAACUACACCAUGCCGGUGUUUGUGAACGGAGACGAGACCGUCUGGGGCAUAACGGCCAUCAUUACGCAUCUGUUUCUAACGGCAUUGCUGCCGGGAGCGUACAGUGCCUCGUUACCGUUUGUGAGAAAAUACGAAGCAUUAAAGUCCUAGAAGUGAACGAUGGUCGGUUUUACGUUGUGUUUUGCAUUUUCGGCUUUGUAACAUCUGACUGUCAUUUUAAUAAAGUUUCCUUGCAAUGCGUGUUAAAA